AUGCCUAGAUCGGAAAACGUAAGAAGACCAGGGUGCGAUAGCUGCCGUUCAAGACAUAUCAAAUGUGACAAAGGCGACCCUUGCGGCCAAUGUGUCAAAAAGAACAAAGUGUGUGUCCGUGGCACCAAGCUCAAGUUUCGGCAUAUUACAGUAUCAAGCGGCACAACCGGGAACCGUAGCGACCAGUUAUAUGAAUUCUCUGACGCCCAAAAAUGGUGUAAAGUUUCCGGGAAGAGGAUACGGUUCAUUGACGAGACCGCGGAUAUCAACAGCAUCCACAACGAGGACUUUGAAAGUGACGACGACAUUAUAUCCGACGAAGAAAGCCCUCCUAGCCCUCCGAAACCGACGCAACGCGCUAUAAGGGAGGACACUAACAAUGUUGCUUACUCUUCCCAACGCAAUGGCAAGACUCCAGAAACAAAUGCCAAAAGGCUUGGAGAAGGAGAUGCGCUGCCAAUUGAGCGCGGUCAACCGUAUCCCCUCAUCAAGCUCCCCGCCUUGCAUCCGCAUCCCACCUUUCACAGUCCAGAUUCAUUAGGCCACCUGUCAAUAGAUGAACCUCCUCAGACGUUCUCACCAGCACCUCGAAGCCAGCUUUCCGGGCCAAUUGGUUCCAUUAGCUCCAUCGGCAGCAACAGCUGGAGCGAAGAUCCUAGUCUGCCCGAGCCCAGGCGAUCAUUCCACACGACAAAUUUUCCACUGAAGGACUACCGAGAGGCGAAUUUAAUACGGUAUUUUAUUGAAGUUAUUGCCCCUUUCUUCGACUGUGGUGAUCCGCGGGAUAGAUUCAGAACUCUACUUCCACAACAAGCCGCCAAGAGCCCCUUGUUGCUGAACGCCGUCUUGGCCAUAGCAGCCAAGUCAAAGGAUGUGGACGGUAGCCUCGCAUUUUUCGAUAAACCGGCAGAACACUACUAUGGGGAGGCACUGAAUCUGCUCCAGCCAUUCUUGGGAAGCCUUGCCCAGGAAGUUGAUGACCAUCAGGUCACCGCCGCCGUUUUGCUACGGCUUUAUCACAGCAUUGAAGUACAGGAGGCUUUAGAUCUCUCACUUACUUUCCUAGUUUCUGUUUUUAGUGCAGACACUCAACAUUUUAUAGUUUCCAGCAGCAUAUCGGAGCUACUCGCAUCGCGAGCUUCACUGAUCCCGAAAGGUGGACUCGCCGAGGCGGCACUCUGGGGCUGGAUUCGUUUGGAAGUGUUUCGAGCAGUGAUGCAGCAGGAGGUGUUGGACCUCAGUUUAGAUCGUCUCGAACUCGACCGCAGCGUAGAGCCCGCAGACGACGAGACGUGGAUGUGGAGGAUGGUGCUUCACUCCAUCGACAUUCUCAGGUACUGCUUUGGGGCGAAGGGGAGUUCUGCGACGUAUGAAAAGCUUUCGGCGUAUGCAGCCCGGUGGAUGAGAUCGGUCCCAGAGACGUUCUUGCCGAUCUAUUUCAACCCCUCAACUGGCAAUGCUCCCUUCCCCGAGGUGCUGUUUCUCACCGAAUCCGUUGUGGUAGGACUACAGUUUUAUCAUCUGAAUCGGAUACUGCUGAUGGCACACAACCCUAAUAUGCCACGGCUGGGCAAGAAUCAGAAACUUGCAGCUCGGGCGUUAGAUGACGAGAUAAUCAGCGACUUGAAGAUUAUGUGUGGCAUUGCAGAAUCCCAUGGUCGCGGCACACCUGCUCAUAUAUUGGCAUGUAUGGGGAUAACACUGGCCGGGGAUCGCUUCAAGCUGCCAGCUGAACAAGAAGCGCUCUUGAAGAUAUUUACCUCAACUGCAGAAGUCUACAGGUGGGAUACAGUUCAGAUUGUGCAGCAUUUAAAAGAAGCAUGGAGUUGGCCGGAAGACACGGUAUCCGAACCCACCUGA
Colletotrichum truncatum is the source of this 1860-nucleotide messenger RNA. NCBI's taxonomy places the organism in Eukaryota, Fungi, Ascomycota, Sordariomycetes, Glomerellales, Glomerellaceae. The record is from RefSeq and is a predicted model, not a curated record.